Messenger RNA from Linepithema humile (Argentine ant), 3483 nucleotides. RefSeq names its product aubergine (gene aub). Gene Ontology annotation, cellular component: P granule. Lineage: Eukaryota; Metazoa; Arthropoda; Insecta; Hymenoptera; Formicidae. Gene Ontology annotation, biological process: regulatory ncRNA-mediated gene silencing. The record is from RefSeq and is a predicted model, not a curated record. Gene Ontology annotation, molecular function: piRNA binding; protein binding; RNA endonuclease activity.
AUCUGUGUUAAACCAAUCCAUAGCAGCUAGAAUAAGCUAGAUAUUGUGGAGCAAAGGACGAGAGUUGAACGAAAGAGUAUUUUUCAGAUAUCUCAGUCAAGAUGUCUCAAAGAGGGCGAGGAACGCGUGGGCGAAGCAAACCACAACCGCUUUCAACUGAUCGAUCCGAUUCUUCGCGAUCUUCACAAGAUAAAACUAUUUCCUCACAGCAACAGCUUCCACAUUCUCAAUCCACAAGCAGUGGGCAGAUUCGUAGACCGGGACAACCUACAGAAUCUAUGAGUACUGGACGUGGUAUGGCACAACGCAUUGGUGAAAGGGGUGACAGCGCAACAAUUGGACAAAUAGGAAGAGGUCUAGAACACAUGACAUUGCAACAUGGCACUGCUAGUGGCGGUGGCGAUGCUAGUGUCAGCGCAGGUACUGUGGCUGUUUCAUCAACUGGGAGAGGAGCAGUUCGUGGCAAAAGAAUAUUGCUCACAGAUAUUCUUGUUACAAAACCCAGUCAUGUAGUGAACAAAAGGGUUCGUCUGGAUCCGCUAUGACGUUACAAUCCAAUUAUUUUAAACUGUUAAAAUCGACCGAUUGGGCUAUUCAUCAGUACCAUGUUUAUUUCGCACCUGAGGAAGAUCGUACGGCUGUGCGUAAAGGUUUACUCAAACUGCAUAAAAAGAAGAUUGGUGCGUACAUCUUUGACGGUUCUGUAAUGUACACGACCGCCCGAUUGGCUGAGAAAAUGACAUUUACUUCAAUUCGACAAUCGGACGAACAACCAAUAACAAUCACAGUUCGCCUCGUUGCUGAUAUGCUUGUAGGAGAUUACCAUUACAUCCAAUUCUUUAACAUAAUUAUGAGAAAGUGCUUUGAGCAUCUGGAUCUAAAAUUGAUUGGUCGUAAUUUUUUCGAUCCUCAAAAUAAGAUUGUUUUGCCGGAGUAUAAGUUAGAAUUGUGGCCAGGAUAUAUAACUUCCAUUCGUCAACAUGAGCGCGACAUCUUAAUGUGUUCUGAAAUCACGAACAAAGUUAUGCGAUUGGAAACAUUGCUGGACAUCUACCAUAACUGUAUGCGGGAAGAUAAUCAAAAUUGCAGAACAAAUUUCAUCAACUCUGUGGUCGGCACGGUAGUUCUCACUCAGUAUAACAAUAAUACAUAUCGUAUCGAGGACGUGGAUUUCUCAACGAAUCCUUGCGAUUCAUUUUCCAUGAAAAAUGGUGAAAAAGUAACAUACAUGCAGUACUACAAAAAGAAGUAUGGUAUCAAUCUUACGCACCGUCAGCCACCGUUGUUAAUAGCGAAAUCAAGAGUAAAGGGAUCUGCUGCAGAGGGGGAACGAAUCUACUUACUCCCCGAACUAUGCCGUGCGACAGGUAUGACUGAUAACAUGAGAGAAAAUUACAAGCUUAUGUCAUGCGUGGCCACAUACACUCGUCUGAAUCCUCAAAAUCGCAUACAAAAAUUACUGAGCUUCAAUAAAAGACUUCAAAGCACACCUAAUGUUGUAACGGAAUUUACUGAAUGGAACUUGCAAUUAGAUAACAAAUUGCUCGAUAUUCCCGGACGUUUGUUAAAUAAUGAGGUACUUACAUUUGGCGGAAAUGCAACUAUAACACCUAACAAAGGCGAUUGGUCAAGAGAGAUGCAAAAUAAGAGGUGUUUGGUCAGCAAGCCAUUAAAAGAUUGGAUCCUUAUCGUUACGGAGAGAGAUAAGAGUAUGAUUCAGAACUUUAUAUCUACUCUGACGAAAGUAUCGAGAGGAGUAGCAUUUGACGUGGAUAAUCCGACUAUAGAAAUUAUUCGCGAUGACAGACCGGGCACGUAUAAUGACACACUAGAGCGUAUUCUGAGCAAGAGAAUACCACAGUUAGUGUUUUGCGUAGUAUCAAACAAUCGCAGUGAUCGUUACUCUGCAAUUAAAAAGAAGUGCUACGUGGAUCGACCUGUAGCGUCGCAGGUCUGCUUGUCCAGGACUCUCUCGCACAAGAAUAUCAUGUCUAUCGCUACGAAGAUAGCUAUACAGAUGAAUUGUAAAUUGGGUGGAGCGCCAUGGCGCGUGGAGAUUCCCUUGGACGGAUUGAUGAUUGUCGGAUUUGACGUUUGUCACGAUACAAUGAAUAAAAGCAAAGAUUUCGGCGCCACAGUGGCUUCUUUGGAUAGAUACAUGACGAGAUACUACAGUACUGUAAACGCUCACACGACCGGCGACGAGCUAUCAACUGAGCUCGCUGUCAACAUCUCCAAGGCCGCGCGUGUGUACGGCACGUGCAACAAAACUCUGCCGUCACGCAUCCUGAUUUAUCGCGACGGCGUCGGCGAGGGUCAAGUGUCGCAGGUGUUGGAACGUGAAGUUGGGGCAAUACAGAAGGAGCUCAACACAUUGUACGGCGGUCCAAAUUACAAACUGGGAUUCAUAAUUGUGACGAAGCGACUGAACACGCGAUUAUUCCUGAAUUUUGAGAAUCCACCGCCCGGCACGGUGGUUGACGAUGUUAUCACAAGUCCGAUCCGAUACGAUUUCUUCAUUGUGUCGCAGCAAGUGCGACAGGGUACGGUAACACCUACCUCUUACAGCGUUAUUUUAGACAAUUUGGGUCUAGAUCCUGAUAAGAUGCAACGUCUGACAUAUAAAUUAACUCAUAUGUAUUACAAUUGUUCAAACACCGUUAGAGUGCCGGCGCCUUGUCACUAUGCUCAUAAGCUUGCAUUCCUGGUGAGUAGAUUCAUUCACCGAGUACCGGAUUCACGAUUGCAAAAUACUUUGUACUUUUUGUAAUCGGUCUAUUCUUAACAUUUUUUAUCACAUUUUUUACUUCAUAUUGCAUUUUCUUUCUUCAUUUUAUUAUAUAUUUCGUUUUUAUUGCAUUCCAAAGCAUUUACUUUGCAUUACUAUUUUAGUUUGUAAUAUUUAGUAUUAGGACAUCUCUAAGAACGGAAACGUGAAAAGUGAAAACUUUUAUGUGAAUGGAAUUGUCGAAUUCAUAAAGUUUUCACGUUUUUGCUCUUAAAGAAAAAUUAUAUGAUUGGUGUCCUGGACCGAACCAGAAAAACUGUUUUGGAAUCGAAACCGUUUCAUUUGAUCGUAGAUCAAACCGAAACUAACUGAACCAUAACCGGAUCGACCGAAUUGUUUCCGGUUUACGGGUUUUUUUUUCUUUUUUCAGUUUUUUUUUUUGUUCUGGGUUUCGGUCCGAGUUUAUUAUAGCAUAUAUUGCUAUAGUAUUGUUACAAUAUUAACACUGAGUUUUUACAAGAGAAAGCAUUUUAUUUACAUUUUGUUACACAAUAAAAAUUAUAUAUUAAGUAAUCAUAAGCAUUAAUAUAUCAUUAUCAUAGUAAUUCAUAUUAAUAACAUAUGGAACUUAAAAAUAAUUUAUGUUUCUUUUAAUAUCUAUCUUUGGUAAUCUUUUGGCAACAAUAAUAUCUGGUAACGUAAUCAAGUUUAUUUGGUUAUUAUUUCUAUUGUAAUUUAACAAAAAAAAAAAAAAA